Molecule: messenger RNA, 705 nt
Organism: Acaulospora morrowiae
Lineage: Eukaryota; Fungi; Glomeromycota; Glomeromycetes; Diversisporales; Acaulosporaceae
Source: the annotation of a GenBank genome assembly
GAUAUAGCAAAGCUAUGCUUAAAAACGAGUAAUGUAAAACUCAUCACACUCCGCACGUUAACCAUUCGAAUAGGAACCUACAAGCAAUGGAAAACCGAUGGCGCAAGUAGUAUAACACUAUCCCUAAGAUUCCCUUUUUAUAUCGCCUUGACAGAUGCCAUGUUAUCAUUAGCCUAUACGGUGAAUCUGGGUCACACCGCUAUUUACAAAGUGCCAUGGUCCCAACCUCAAUGUGGUGUAGUGGGUGCUUAUGUGGUAGCAUUGUUCGCCCUCAACAUUCUCCUGGUCGGAUUUGUGGCGUUAUCCACGUGGCUUCGUGUGUGUCGAGAGAUUUACGUGGAAACCGGCGUCUAUGAUUAUAAACUUUGGCUCACCACGAUAUCGAUAUCAAUGCUCAUUGUUUUAAUUUCGAUACGCGAUUUUGGUCCACAAAAAUAUUGGUGUGCAGCUGAUGACACGAGCACCAUAAUACCGUUAAUAAUGCUUAGUCUCAUCGCCCUAUCUCUGGUCACCAUAAUAUUCUGCUACCUCAAAGUAUUAUUGAAAAUUAAAAACCUCGACGACACAUUGCUCACAUCCAGUUACGCGUCACCACAAAGAGUAUAUAUUGAGAAGCGAGCCCUAAGGAAAUUGAUUUCCUACAUUUUCACUUUUCUCUUACAAUUCAUACCGCUUCUCGCUUAUCAAGCGAGUAGUCUUUUAAUG